GAGCGCGCGUUCUCGCUGUUUAAAACAGUUGUGCGCGAGCUGUCUUCAGUCACUACCGUAGUAGAGUAGCUUAGCAUGAAGUAACUAGUCUGAGUUUAGUAAUAGUUGUCACCUUCCACCGUGGAGAUAAGACAAAGCAGAUGUCGUUUUUAGUACAAAAUUGUCUUUUUGUUUAUUUUUUAUUCUAGCAGUGUGUUUGCGAGAAGAAGCUCCCACGUUUUAGCUGAGACGUUCACGGACAUCGCUUGCAUGAAACUGUGUCCAGACAGAAGCAGUGGAUGCAACGACACUCCUUUUAUAGCAGAAGAGCGCUAUCGGCUUCACAGAAGACCAGCUGACCGCAACACAGCACACCUAAGACCCGCUAUGUCCCUCAGCACGUUCCACCUCAUGCAGACCCUGAAGAACUCCCCUGCGGCGCUGCGGCGACACUUCCGCCGUGACCGCACGGAAUCCCUGUCGCACGGUGACCCGCUCUUUAAGGUCCACUACCUCGGCACAGAGAAAAUCUUCUCUCUGGAUCGGGAGCAGGCCCAGGUCGCCAUCGGCCGCUUGCUGGAAAGCGUGGGCAACGGGAAGAAGCUGAGCAAAGAUCACGCCUUGGUGGUGCGGCCUCGAUACGUGGAGGUCAAAGAGUUGAGCACAGGGCGUCAACUCACCAAAACGUACCUGCAGGACAUCGCGUACUGCGCCGCGGACGCUACACGCCCCAACGUCUUCCUGUACAUCUGCAAGCACCACGGGCAGCAGCUGCAGUGUCGCGUCUUCUGGUGCAGCAGAGCCGAGCGGGCGCGGGACAUGACCGCUUGCCUGGCACACUCCUUCCAGCAGGCGCUCAGCGACUGGCAGCAGGAUGGCGAAGUGUGCAGGAGGCGCGCGGAGGAAUCGGACGACUCGCCUGAAAACACCAAGAGCUCCACGCUGCCUGCCGGUCUGGGAAAAGUUCACUGGAAGCAUAGAGGAUCUGUGUCUCGCAGCCCCCUCAGAAGCAUCACCAGGAGGGGGUCCGCCUCGGACAGCUGGAGCUGAGCCUCCCCAACGAGGAGGACUGGUGCUCUUUCUUCUCCCCUGAUUGGCUGCUGGCUUUUUAAAAAAGGGUUGCAAAGAAGGUUGGCCUGAAGCUUGAAGACCAAAAGUCCCAAAACGAUGAUUUUUUUGUCAGCACUUUUUUUCAAAAAUGAUUUUUAAAUGAAUCAUUCCUUAACCCGCUCACAGAGGAGUAACAUUUUGACUUUUUUUUUUUUUUUUUAAACGACAUGUUGGCACUGCAUGGAAGGCCGCCCAGCCGUGACUUGCUGCUUUGUUUAUCACGGAACACUGGGAACGCUGUGUCCUGUCGGAGAGCCUCUUCUUGGAAUGUGUGGCCAUGCACCUGCAUUCCCUAGCAAAGAGUCUCCUUCUCUUCUUCCGCGUGCGAAUGUGACUACUCUUCGUCUCGUGUUCACUCGGACCAUAAGCACCACUUUAAACAGAAGGUCUUAUGGUUUACAAACAUGAACCAUCUCAGUCUCAUCCGAACCACAAAAGGUGUUUUUUAUUAUGUGAUGUAUCUUUACAAAAGGGACAUUUUAUCAGUGUUUUUUUUAAACGUAAUUAUGUACAUAUUUAAUUAAAUAUCUUUUAUACA
Doryrhamphus excisus (bluestripe pipefish) is the source of this 1627-nucleotide messenger RNA. Its product is annotated as low density lipoprotein receptor adapter protein 1. Lineage: Eukaryota; Metazoa; Chordata; Actinopteri; Syngnathiformes; Syngnathidae. The record is from RefSeq and is a predicted model, not a curated record. Gene Ontology annotation, cellular component: early endosome.